AUGACGUUACUCGGGGCGGUGUCACGUGGGCAUGAAUCCUCUUCUGCGGAGAGGGUAUGAGGAAGACAGGUUAGUUUGCGGCAGCAGGUAUAGCCAAAAAUACAACUCCUGAUGCAUUAUUAUAAUCGACAAAACAAUAACUUUUUCCGGCCUUAGGUUGAAAGCAAUCCUCAUGUCUGCCAGUAGUGGAUCAUCUGCCCACUUUGACCGUAUUAGAGAAGUCAGACCCUUCAAUGGGGAACCUGGAGCCCUGUAUUGCAGAGCUAGUCCUCAGUCUCUAGAAGAGGCGAGAGGGGCUGUGCAGAGAUGUGGGACACCUCCACUUCGCCUGGCUCCCUCUCCAGUACACUUACCACUGGCUGCUGAAUUUUACCCCAGUGACAGUGAUGACAGCCUUGAUGCCACAAAUGUCAGACCUGUUAAGUCCCUCAUUCCUAGUUCUGUGAAAGACUUAUUCCGGGGCAGUAAGGGAUCCAUUUGUGAGUCAAAAAACAAUUCCAGAACCAACUUAUCUAUCCCUGGGUCAAACCAGGGUCAGCACGGCAUGUCAGGGGGAAGUGGCACUUCUCAAGAGAAAAAAGAAGGCAUUAUGGCGCCAAUCAGCACCUUCGAUGACCAUACUGUACACGCCGGCUUGACGUAUGAGGAGAGACUGGCACAGUAUCGACAAAUCCACGGCUACAUGAGAACCUGGGCUGGCUUGCUCCGCAUCCUGGGCUCCAUAGAGCUGCUGCUUGGUGCUGCGGUCUUCGCUUGUGUGUGCGCGUACAUAUACAAAGAUAACGAGUGGUACAACAUGUUUGGAUACUCGCAGUCUUACAGUGGAUACCCAGGAAUGGGGAUGACUGGCGGGGGCAUGGGCAGCAUUUCGGGCAUGAGUGGUGGCGGUAUGGGCGGGACCUACUACACGGGACCCCAGACUCCAUUUGUGCUGGUGGUGGCAGGUCUAGCUUGGCUGGUGACAGUGAUCCUGCUGGUGCUGGGCAUGACCAUGUACUACCGCACCGUACUUCUGGACUCAAACUUCUGGCCGCUUACCGAGUUCUUCAUCAACCUGAUUCUUGCCGUGCUUUACCUGGCUGCGGCUAUCGUGUACGUGAGGGACACGCUCCGAGGCGGUCUCUGCUAUUACCCCUAUUUUAACAACGGCAUGACCGGAGGCUUCUGCCGCACCGAAGCAGGCCAGACUGCCGGCAUCAUCUUUCUCUUUCUAAACACGCUCGUCUAUUUGGUCAGCGCCAUCGUGUGCAUUAAGCUACAGAGGCAUGAGGCAGCCCGAAUGCGGCGUGAAUACUACCAGCGCGAGGUGGCUGCAUAUUCUGGUCCAAGAUCACUGAAACCGAUUUUGAUUGACUCAGGAGCUCCAACACAGAUUAAGGCCACAAGAAUGGAGCCACAGGUGAAAGCUGGCCACGCCCCCUCUUUGCCCUUCCCGAAACCUGUGAUCCUGCCAGACUACGUUGAGAAGUAUGCCAGCAUCCGCAGCGAUGUUGAGCGAGAUCGCUACAAGGCCGUCUUCAGAGACCAGCAUGCAGAGUACAAGGAGCUGCAUGCAGAGGUGCAAGCUGUGCUGAAGAGGUUCGACGAGCUGGAUCGCGUGAUGCGUAAUCUACGUCGGCAAACUUCCAGCCAAACGGAGCAAGAGCGUUUACACAGGAUCCUGCAGGAAUAUGAAAGAAAGAAAACCGAUCCCGCCUUUCUUGAGAAGAAGGAACGCUGUACAUACCUAAAAGCCAAACUAUCCCACAUCAAGCAGAAGAUCCAGGAGUACGAUGACGUUACAGAUUGGAAAGAUGGAUACAACCAUAGCAGCCGCGACAUGCCUGGAGACCGAGUGUUGAGCAAACCAUCUUUUUCCCACUACCCCGAGGAAGAGUUUUUGCACUUUUACCGUUGGACCUCUCCACCAGGAGUGAUAAAGAUUGUGUCAAUAAUUAUCAUUAUUCUCACUGUGGCCAUGUUUGCUUGUGUAGCCUCCACCGUAGGCUGGGACUCAGAUCUGGAAAUGUCAGGGUAUGGAGGAAUUGGGGCAGGGCUUGGUGGAGGCAUGUAUGGGGGAAGUUAUGGUGGAGGCUAUGGUGGAAGCUAUGGGAGUAACUAUGGCGGAGGCUACAGCGGAGGCUACGGAGGAUAUGGAAUCGGAGGCAACUAUGUUAGUCCCCAAUCAGCAAAUGGAUUUAUUCUUGCCAUCGGAGCCUUCACCUUCCUGAUUGUGCUCGUCAUCUUCAUCAUUAUGGUGUCACGGCAGAAAAUGGCCCGCUCACGCCGGUUUUACCUGGCGGUCAUUAUAAUCAGCGCCAUAUUGGCCUUCCUCUUGGUCAUAGCCACUAUCAUCUACCUCGUGGCUAUCAACCCAACCGCCCAGGUGUCAGGGUCAGUCUAUUACAGCCAGGUUGUAGGUCUCUGUUCUCAGUACCAGAGCUCACAGCCCUCUGGAAUCUUCAUCAAUCAAUAUAUGUACCACUACUGUGUGGUGGAACCGCAGGAGGCCAUUGCUGUGGUGCUUGGUUUCCUGGUGACCGUUGGCCUUGUCAUCAUUGCGAUCUUUGCUGCAAGGACACGUCAGAAAAUCUGGAGUUAUGGGAGGAAUAUCCUCUGGCACGAAGUGAAGGUGGUCAGUGAUGGACUUUCACGUGACCUUGGAGAAUGGGUGAACACUGUGUCUGGUGAGCCAGAGCAAAUGCUGAAUGCAUACCCAGAUGAAAUUCGAGGGAGAGAACUCCUGGAAGAUGUGGCCAUUGAUUAUACCAAACCACCAUACAGUUCUACUGAGCCAACGAAGAGCUGGCCAUUGUACAGUCCAGGUCCCCACAGUACAGAGUCAGAGGUCACCAGCUCUGUAGGGAAGCCUAAUAUAAGGUCGCCUGGACACCACGUUGAUAGCCUGGAUGACACAGACUGUAUCACAGGGACUGAGUCUGGGGAGGAACUGGAUGACAGUGAUUUUCACAGUGAUUUUCCCACCAUUACUAAUGGUCAGAAAAGACUGGAAUAUAAACGGGAAUUCGAUAGGUACCACAAAGAAUACAAGAUACUGCAGGAAGAGCUGGAUGACGUCAACAAGGGUCUCAUGGAGGUAGAUCAUGAGCUGCAUGUCUUGCAGCCGGGCAGUUCACAGUACAUGGAUGCUAUGGAUGAAUUUAACCGGCUGAAGAAUCUGAAGAAGUCUGCAGACUACCAGAUGAAGAAGCAGAAAUGCAAGUAUCUAAAAGCCAAAUUGUCUCACAUCAAGAGGAAGGUCAAUGAUUAUGAUGGGAGAGUAUGACCUGGUUCAGUCUUAAUCUUUGCUUAUCCUCUCUAAGGAUUAAGAUCUGUUUAAUGGCAUUUUCAGAGUGCCAUCCUUGGAGAUACCAUAACCCUUUAAUAUCUCUUUAAGUAAAGUUUUAUGGAUUUUCCUUUCUAAAAAGAACCAUUUUUAAAUGUGAGUUUCAGUCACUCAUCCACUUAAAUUUUAUUUGAUAAUUUCCACUAUUGUAAAUAGAGGCAUACUGUACUUUUUCAUAACAGCUAUUUUAAUAGAAAGAUUGUAUUAAGCAUUGCUGCAAAGACCUUUAUAGUAAUUUAACUCUGCGUUUUUAAAAUCAUUGUUUUGUCAGAAUAUCUGCUAUGAGAUCUCAAAUGCAAUUUCCCAAACUUUUGCACAGAAUUGAAUAUGCUGCUGUUUUUAUUGUGGUGUUUUCAGCUGCCUUUUUUAGAUCGUCUUGUAACUACAACAAGUUUUAAGUUUGAAAAAAUGGAUGUAUAUUACUUUUUCAAUUUAAUUUUUAUUUGUGUCAACAUUGUUUUGACGUUAUAAAUGAAGUUUUUCUCAUAUUUGGGGCUGUGUUACCCUGUUAUGCUCAUUUGAGGGUUGCCAUCUUGAAAUAGUGAAAAGAUCUGUUUGGAUACUUUCUAAAACUUCCUACCACAGAGAUAAAAAAUAGGUUCUUGCCACUGCUCUUGCAUUGUUUUGUACUUUGUAAAUAUGUCUUUUGUUAUUUUCAUUAAAAACAUUAAUCAUGAA
Brienomyrus brachyistius is the source of this 4003-nucleotide messenger RNA. RefSeq lists its product as uncharacterized. Gene Ontology annotation, cellular component: apical plasma membrane; cytoplasmic vesicle; bicellular tight junction. The record is from RefSeq and is a predicted model, not a curated record. Bases 173 to 3265 code for a protein of 1030 amino acids. Gene Ontology annotation, biological process: bicellular tight junction assembly. The transcript is spliced from 14 exons. NCBI's taxonomy places the organism in Eukaryota, Metazoa, Chordata, Actinopteri, Osteoglossiformes, Mormyridae.